AUGGCAAUACGAAGCACAGCUUCGUGCCUGGAAUUUCGCAAGAACCUCUCGCCUGAUGAGUGGAUCACUCUGAUUGAAAAUGUCGACACACUCGAUUCUCAAGGCAAACAAAGCAGAAUAAUCAUCUCUGGAGACCCGGUUGACGCAAAGAAGCUUCGGAGAAUGAGAAGAAGACACCAGAAAGGAAAACGUCGUCGAUCUGAUCAAACGACAAAAGGUAACCGGUAGCCUCAACCAUAAACUGUGGAAGUAUCGCUGACAGUAUGGGAAGGAACUCUGACUGAGCUGGAGAGUGUUUCAAUCGAGAUUCGAGGUUCUGAUGGGAACUGGAUUCCUCACUUUUCUCGUAGACAAAUUAUCCAUCAUAGCCAAGACAAAGCUGAUGGACAACUUCCUUCCCUCACCACUUCCAUGCCCAACAAUCCAGGUUUUGGUGCAAUCGCCCAACAAAACUUUGAUGGGACCGAACUUGUUGAUACAGCAGAUAGGCAGCAAUUGGAGCUGUCGGAUGAAUUUGGGCUCCAAAGUAAUACCGGCUUUGCUGCUGGGGGGACUUUCUCACCUAUAUCUUUCGACGUGCCCUCGCUUAUGGCACUCAAUGACCUACAAACUUCUGGUGACUACAACUAUGAUUUCUUCUCCCCUGGCUCAGAUUGGGCAAGAACCCCAAGCCUGUCUCGCACAUUUGCUCCUUUCAGGCUCCCAAUUGAUAAAGAUCUGAGUUCCAUUCUGGAUGCGUCGCCGUUCAAACAUUUCAUGAGAAGUCUUGGAAUUUUAGGUGUGUAAACUCUCUCAAUACUGGCUACCGUGGUUCUCUUGAAUCGAAUAGAUUUCUCAUAAUUCCCAAAGUACGACUAACCAUCCACCAGGAUUCAAUACCAUGAACACAUCUCUCAACUCUAGAGGUACCUCUUCCUUGAUUGGUCAGGACUCAUUGCGACAUUUAGAGGACGACAUUCACCUGUAUCUGGCCAAAAGGAAUGGAAACAUGGGCGAAAAAACGAUAUCAGACGUCGCCUGUGUUUUGACAUCUCUCGGGAAUCAACUUUCCAAUACAAAACUGCAUGGUGUUUACACUAAGAGGAGAGUCUCAUGACGAAAGACGAGAUGCUUCAGGUUAAGCUGUUUGAGAGACUACUUUUUUCGACUGCCAAUGGCUUUGUUGGUCUUGAGGGUAUUCCCAUCCAGUGUGUACUCAAAUUCUUGCACAGACCCGGGAACAUCCAACUGCUGCUGAGAACAAGCCAUACCCAUGUUGGGAGGUCGCUGGCGGAAAAUCUUCUUCGAGCCGCGAUUGAAGGACAGGAUAAGGAUGCGCUUGAAUCGUUGUUAGCCUCUACGUCGAUCGACGUCAAUUCAAUAAUCUGUACUGUUGAUGGUAACAAGUAUACACCGAUUGAACGAGCUGCAAAGCUCAGGGAUCUUGGGAUGGUCAGUAUAUUUCUCAAAGAAAAGGCCGAUAUCAAGAAGACAUACAACAUUGGUUCAGGUCCGCUUACAAGACUUGUCGAAAUACACCCUUUAAAAUCAAGGCCCACAAAAAACAUUUUCAAAAUCACGGAGUUACUUCUAGACCAUGGUGCCAAGUUGGACCCUGGAUUUCUCAAGUCUGUAUUCGAGAUGCAAAUCCCGAAGUCAGAUGUUCAUGGUCUGAUUUCCAGAUUGCCUGGCGCUGACCACGCAGAAUUCAUUCGUUGGGGGAUUUUGAGCGAUAUUGCUAUACAUCUCGCUGGGUGGAGUGCUUCAGCGGCUACACAGGCUAUCAAGAAUAUCAUCAUGGCCUGUGAGAAUUCAAACUGCGGAAAUUGCAAGAAGAGAUUUGAGAGACAUUUCGACUGGGCUUUGAUACAAGCUGCAGAAUACGGACGCUUAGAACUUGUUGAGGUGCUUAAGCUUUACUCCAAAACCUCGAAUAGGGCUCUGAGUGCUGCUAUUCGUUCUGGCAGCAGCAAGAUUAUCGAUAUCAUCCUUACCUUGAAGCCAGAUAUCAAUGGACCUGCGCACAACAUCGACGGAGAAGAACUGCCAUCCGACACAGGUACCACCUCAUAUGCAAAGGCAAUUAGAACCAACAACAAGAAGCUUAUUCUCGAAAUGGAAACCAACGGUGCUCUUUCGCUCCUGAAGGAAGGGGAACGCUUCGAACCUGCGAUCACUGCGGCAUCCGAAAUUGGUGACCUCUUGUUUGCUCGAAAGCUUUUGAACCACCGCCAUUCUCCUGAGCCUUCUAGCAUGGCUAGAGCUUUAUUGAGCGCUAUCAGAAACGGUCAUGAAGAACUUUUCUGGAUUUUGCUUGAAGCUGGGGCUAGUGUCAAUCCUUCUUCAAUUAGGAGAUCCGGAGAGCUAGAUCCAUUGUUUUUAUCCGUGACCAGCAAGAACCCCAGGAUUGCCAAGGCUAUUUUGGAUGCUGACACCAAAGACAUAAAAUCCUGGCUGUGUUACGACUUCAACGGUGCUGAUACUACCAUUAUAGAACAAGCGAUCCUUUGGGGAGAUAGAGAUAUCAUACAAGACCUCCGGUUGGCCUUUCCACAAUCUCAUCUAGACAGUGGAAACUUUAAACUUAUAUUGGACUCUAUAGAUGAAGCGGUGUUUGAAUUUCUUCUCGACAUUGAAGUCUUUUCUAUCAAAGCCCUCGCCGCAUUGCUCAAAAUUGGAUUGGAUCAAGGCAAUGCCAGGCUGAUCGAGCAACUUCUGGAAAGGGGCGUAGAUCCUACCGACUCAAGUGUUCUAGUCAUGUGUUUAGCAAAGUACCCUGGCAUAAUCUACGAGCGAACGUCUUUCCGAAAUGGCAAUCGCAUGCCUAACUUUGGAACCGCUGCUUUGGUAGAUGUAAUCCGAGAUGUUCACAAUAGAAUCAAUGCCGUAACGCUCCUGCUUGAGACUGGGGUUGUCGACGCGAAAGCCUUCUCUGAUGAUCUCACACCGCUCGGGGAGGCUAUUAAUAUUGCUUGGGAUGACCAUCAUACCUGCCUAGAAAUUACAAAGAGUCUUCUCCGCUAUGGCUGUGAUCCCAACAGCAUCGUCCAUAACAAUGAUUACCGCCACAUCAAGCAUACAGCGCUCUUGGAAGCGAUCCAAACACGAAGAAAGAGACUGGUAGAACUCCUUAUUGAUGAAGGGGCAGAUGUCAACCGAGAGGCGAGAUUGGGACUUAAGCGAACGCCUCUACAGAAAGCGACAGAGGAAGAUAGCCUGGAGAUCGUGACGCUAUUUCUGGAAAGAGGGGCAGAUCCCAAUGCCGCGCCAGCGCAGCGUGGCGGAGCAACAGCGUUUGAACUUGCUGCUAUCCGAGGGAACUGUAUUAUUGCUGCCGAACUGCUUAAAUGGGGCGCAAAGCCUGACGCUCCGCCAGGAACUGUUAAUGGUCGGUGA
Messenger RNA from Hymenoscyphus albidus, 3375 nucleotides. The record is from the annotation of a GenBank genome assembly. Lineage: Eukaryota; Fungi; Ascomycota; Leotiomycetes; Helotiales; Helotiaceae.